AUGGGCAGAAACCCUAGUAGUGGUAAAGAUGGAUUGAAGUUCAACAAAGGAAUUUGGUCGGCUCUUGAAGACCAAAUCCUCGUGGAUUACGUCAAAGCUCAUGGUCAAGGGAGAUGGGGCAAAGUUUGUACAGAAACAGGCCUCAAGAGGUGUGGAAAGAGCUGUAGGCUUCGGUGGUUAAAUUACCUAAGACCAGAUAUCAAGAGAGGAAACAUAUCGCUUGAAGAAGAAGAGCUCAUCAUUAGGCUCCAAAAGCUCCUAGGCAACAGGUGGGUUCUUAUCGCAGGAAGGCUUCCUGGCCGAACGGACAAUGAGAUAAAGAACUACUGGAACUCCUCCAUAAAGAAGAAGCUAAUCCGAGACAACGACGACCCACCAACGAACUCAAAGUGCGAGGAUAAGCUCAACAAGUCCUUAAACGAGACCGCCCCGACCGAAUCACGACACGACACCGAUCGUGACAGUGAGCCGUGUGAUUUGGAAGGCGUUGCUUCCGGUAGAAUGACGGAAUCUGUUGAAGGGAAGGGUCGGGGAGGAGAUUGCGAGGACGACACGAUUUCAUGGGAGAACAUGAAGAUGGACCUCAAUGUGGAGGAUAUGUGCAUGUCUGAGAAUCAUUCCUCGGCGCUCUUUGAAGGCAAUGAAGAUGGAGGGAAUCAAAACGGGUGGAUUUCUGAUGAAAUGCUGUCUAAAUGGGUUGCUGAGUUGAUGGGGUGA
Molecule: messenger RNA, 717 nt
Organism: Rhodamnia argentea
Lineage: Eukaryota; Viridiplantae; Streptophyta; Magnoliopsida; Myrtales; Myrtaceae
Product: transcription factor WER-like
Exons: 3
Coding region: 1-717 (238 amino acids)
Source: RefSeq, a predicted model, not a curated record